Messenger RNA from Branchiostoma belcheri (Belcher's lancelet), 4218 nucleotides. Its product is annotated as staphylococcal nuclease domain-containing protein 1-like. Gene Ontology annotation, cellular component: nucleus; RISC complex; cytosol. The transcript is spliced from 25 exons. Gene Ontology annotation, molecular function: RNA binding; nuclease activity. The coding region runs from base 268 to 2931 and encodes 887 amino acids. Lineage: Eukaryota; Metazoa; Chordata; Leptocardii; Amphioxiformes; Branchiostomatidae. The record is from RefSeq and is a predicted model, not a curated record. Gene Ontology annotation, biological process: regulatory ncRNA-mediated gene silencing; mRNA catabolic process.
CCAACCACUUCCGGAAACGUGGUUUUCGCCAAGCUUAUCGUAUUCGACAACUUUUCCCAACCUUUUCCCAACCACUUGUCCGUCUAAUUCCCGACUUAACCAACACCACAGCCUCUAGUCGUGACUUCUAGUCGUGGGUGGUUUUUCACGAGUGUUGUACGAGUCGUCAGGAGGAAAAGUUUGUUUGUGGUCACGUGAUACUUCCCACGUUGACUCCUUCUUUUCAGCCUUUUUCAACAACCUCUCAGCUGGGAUUGAGACGCAGAAAUGGCCGCUCCGCAAACUGUACAACGUGGGAUCGUUAAAUCGGUGCUGUCCGGUGAUGCUGUCAUCAUCCGUGGACAGCCCAAGGGCGGCCCUCCCCCGGAGAAACAGCUGAACCUGUCCAAUAUCGUGGCGCCCAAGAUGGCGCGGCGAGCCAACCCCAACGUGGAGGCCUCUGUUGAGACCAAGGAUGAGCCGUUUGCAUGGGAGGCGCGUGAGUUCCUGCGUAAGAUGGUGGUGGGGAAGGAGGUUUGCUUCACCGUGGAGUACAAGGUCCCCGGAACCGGCCGCGAGUACGGAUGUCUGUACGUCGGGAAAGACCCCCAGAGCGGUAAGAACGUGACGGAGGCUCUGGUGAAUGAAGGUCUGGUAGAGGUGCGCAGGGGAGGAAUCAAACCAAGCGAUGACCAGGCCAAACUGUGUGACCUUGAGGACACUGCCAAGUCCAACAGUAAGGGGAAGUGGGCAGCAGACGCUCAGUCUCACGUACGUGAUGUAGCCUGGACGCUGGAGAACCCUCGCAACUUUGUUGACGCUCAUCACAACAAGCCUGUCAAAGCGAUUGUUGAACACGUGCGAGAUGGCUGUACCCUUCGAGCCUUCCUCCUGCCCUCAUUCCAGUACAUCACUGUCAUGCUGUCUGGGAUCAAGUGCCCCAUGUUCAAGCGUGAGGGAGACAAAGAGGUUGCAGAACCGUUUGCGGACCAGGCCAAGUUCUUUGUGGAGUCUCGUCUGCUCCAGCGUGAUGUAGAGAUCAUCAUGGAGGGGGUGUCCAACCAGAACAUCCUGGGAACUGUGCUCCAUCCGAAUGGGAACAUCACAGAGUUCCUGCUGCAGGAGGGCUUCGCUCGCUGUGUGGACUGGAGCAUGGGUGUGGUCACUACAGGGGCCGACAAACUGCGCUCCGCCGAGAAAGCUGCCAAAGAGAAGCGACUGCGUAUCUGGAAGGACUACACUCCCUCCCAGACCUCCAUCGCCAUCACUGAGAAACAGUUCACUGGCAAGGUGAUUGAGAUCAAUAAUGCGGAUCGUCUGGUGAUCAAAACGGCUGAAAACCAGAUCAAGGAGGUCACCCUGUCCAGUAUUCGACCUCCCAGGAUGACAGAUGACGCUGGUGCUAAGGACAACACAAAGCGUAUCCGUCCUCUGUAUGACGUCCCCUACAUGUUCGAGGCUCGCGAGUUUCUCAGAAAGAAACUCAUUGGCAAGAAGGUGAAUGUGAGUGUGGACUACAUCAGGCCUGGCAGUGACGGCUACCCUGAGAGAACAUGUGCCACAGUCACCAUCGGUGGCAUAAACGUAGCGGAAGCCCUGGUGAGUAAAGGCUUUGUGACUGUAGUGCGCUACAGGGCAGACGACGACCAGAGAUCUGCACAUUACGACGAACUCCUGGCAGCGGAAGCAAGGGCUCAGAAGAACGCAAAGGGUCUUCAUAGCAAGAAGGAGGUCCCCAUCCACCGAGUAGCAGACCUGUCUGGGGACACCAACAAGGCCAGGCAGUUCCUGCCGUUCCUCCAGCGUGCCGGGCGCUCGGAUGCCAUCGUUGAGUUCACGGCGAGCGGGUCACGUGUCCGCCUGUACCUGCCCAAGGAGACCUGCCUUAUCACAUUCCUGCUGGCCGGUAUCUCGUGCCCCAGGGUCCCCCGCAGCCUGCCCAGCGGACCCACAGAGGGAGAGCCGUUCGGAGAAGAAGCCCUGCUCUUCACCAAAGAACUCUGCAUGCAAAGAGAGGUGGAGGUAGAAGUUGAGGCCAUCGACAAGGCUGGGAACUUCAUCGGCUGGCUGUUUGUAGAUGGAGUUAACCUGUCUGUGGCGCUGGUGAAGGAAGGUCUGUCCAAGGUCCACUUCACCGCCGAGCGCAGCCAGUACUACCACCAUCUCGUGUCUGCCGAGGAGGAGGCCAAGAAGGAGAAGAUCAAGAUGUGGGCUAACUAUGAGGAGCCCAAGGACAUUGUGGUAGUGGAGGAGUCAGAGCGCAAUGUCAGCUACAAGGACGUGGUGGUGACGGAGGUCGGGGAGGAGAUGAAGUUCUACGCACAGCACGUGGAGACUGGCCCCCAUCUGGAGAAGAUGAUGGAAGAACUGCGUACAGAGAUGACGGACACCCCCCCUCUCCAGGGCGCCUACACCCCCCGGAAGGGGGACCUAUGUGCCGCCAAGUUUGUGGAUGAAGAAUGGUACCGUGCCAGGGUGGAGAAAGUGUCUGGGAACCAAGCCAACGUCUUGUAUGUGGACUAUGGAAAUAGAGAGGUGAUCCCAGCUGCCAGACUGGCCGCCCUGCCCUCCACAUUCCACACCCUCUCCAUCCAGGCUCACGAGUACCAGCUGGCCUUCAUCACUGUCCCAGAGGACCCCGAGGCUAAGAAGGACGCCCAGGAAGCCUUCGCGAAGGACGUUCUGAACCAGCAGCUGGUGCUGAACGUGGAGUACAAGAACCAGGGGCAGGACAUGGUCAUCCUGCUGACCGCAGACAAGAGCUCGGACAUCGGCCUGGGACUGGUGAAGGACGGACUGGUCAUGGUGGAGGCACGGCGCGAGAAAAGGCUGCAGAAGAUGGUCAAUGACUACAAGAAGGCCCAAGAAGCAGCCAAGAAUGCUCGGCUGAACCUGUGGCAGUACGGUGACUUCACCGCCGACGAUGCGGUAGAGUUCGGCUACAAACGCUGAGCGGCCCGCUCCACACCCAAGCACAGCAGCACAAGAUGGAACAUAGGGUCUUCCAAUUCAUCACAGUUCUGCCCGAGAGAGAGAGAGAGAGAGAGUACACUUUUCCAGACAAACCUGUAGUAUACUACAGUUUAGCACACACAGUAAAAAUGUAGUCGGUAGGCAAUUAUUAUGUAAUUAGACAGAAUAUGUAAUUAAUAUUAAUAGCAAAAAGUCUGAAUAAAAACAACUGUAAUUUUGAUUUGUCAAAUGAAUACUAUUAGAUUGCUGCAAAGCAAUAAAUUUUUCCGCUGCAAAAAAAAUGUAAUGCUUAGCAAUGAUACUUAUUAAGACUUUUUUCACUUGAAAUAUACUCAGUAAUCAGUUUUAAAGGGAUUUUAUUGAGCAGUAUUUAAAUUAUUACUACUCAAGAAACUAACUUAUGGCUUGAUCUUGAAUCAGACAAAGCAUAUUGGCAAGUAACAAAUGUAUUAAAGGGUUAUUAUGUAACAUAUUUGCACCAGAAAUCUAAAUAUUUGACUCGAAAAAAAAAUCUUCAUGUGAUUGUCAUUUACUUCCACUUUUCACCAUAUUUGUGCAAUUAUCUCAUUUUUUACAUUUAUGGUUGGUGCUGAAACAGGCCACACCAGGCACACUCAGUUUGUGGUGCCACCACAAAAUACACAAAUGUAAACAAACAUGGCUGACAGCUGUGUUUCCAGCUUUUUUUUCCAUGGUGUAACAUUUUGGCACUUACAGUUCCUGACUGACGCAUAUUUGUAUUGGAGAAGGGCUGAUUCAACUUACUUUGUAAAGAAAUGGCCAAAAAAUUGACUUGUGUCAAAUGUUACAUAAUGCAUCUUUAAUACCCAACACUGGCAAGUUACAAUUUUACCUACUUACAUUGUACAUGUACAUGUAGAUGAAAUGUAUGGCCAGUACAAGUUACAUCUCAUUAAUGUUAUGAUGAUACAUUAUUAUAUUUUGAUAAGAUGUAUUUGCCAAAGAAUUUGAGCAUCUAUUAUUCUCAAUAAGUAAUGUAUAACUGACAAAGCAAAAAAAUACCAUAGUGAUAUCUUUGAAUACUCGAAAUUAGCAAAUGUAGGAUACUUGAUAAUUGAAUGUUAUGAGAAAGUAUAAAGAGACUGAGACGAUAAUAAUUUGUUAGACUAUACAGCGUAAUGUUUUCAUUUUCCAUUCCAAUAUAUUAGCAAAGAGGUCAUUAUGAAAAAUAACUGUAAUAAGAAUGAACUGUAGGGAAAAGGUGUACAAGGGGGGCAAGAAAUAAACAGAACUGUGCAAAAUCAA